Messenger RNA from Silurus meridionalis, 8678 nucleotides. It is a transcript of the gene myt1b, whose product is annotated as myelin transcription factor 1b. The transcript is spliced from 23 exons. The coding region runs from base 377 to 3820 and encodes 1147 amino acids. Gene Ontology annotation, biological process: regulation of transcription by RNA polymerase II. Gene Ontology annotation, cellular component: nucleus. Lineage: Eukaryota; Metazoa; Chordata; Actinopteri; Siluriformes; Siluridae. The record is from RefSeq and is a predicted model, not a curated record. Gene Ontology annotation, molecular function: zinc ion binding; RNA polymerase II cis-regulatory region sequence-specific DNA binding; DNA-binding transcription factor activity, RNA polymerase II-specific.
UUUUUUUACUUACAAACAAGUAACCUUUAGAGAGCCCUGAUGUGGAGUCCUGCGCAUCCCUAGCAUCAUCCGGAAAGACCCAUUUACCCACUGUCAUUCCAUCUGGAUACUACCGGGCCAGUUAUGUUUUGUUUUUUGUUUUUUAUCGGUAAAUGGCAUCAUUUAGGGCAAACUAUCUGAUAGUGUGAUACUGACUGCAACAGAAAAUCGAAAACAUCGAAGACCUUCUCGCGUCUCGGGUGAACAACGUUUUUCGGAAUUAUCUGAUUACUCAGAGAAUGAGUAUCGGGGCAAGCUGGUAAAUCAGCGCUGGACGAGAGGAGACAAGAUCAGCCGCUGCCAGCCCUCUCUCAGAUCGCAGAAUCGUGCAAUCAAAAUGAGCUUGGACAUUGAUGACAAGCGUGCAUGCACACGGUCCAAGGGAGGACGAACUCCCACCGAGAUUAUAGUCCAGGAGCUGAGCUGCCCUACUCCAGGAUGCAAUGGUUGUGGUCAUGUCAGUGGCAAAUAUGCACGACACAGAAGUACAAUGAGUUGCCCUAUUGCCAGAAAAAGGAGGCUCCUGGAGGAGUCAGAACAGAAUCACUCACCAUCCAAGAGGAAGUCCCACCCAUUGAAGUUGGCAAUGGAUGGAUGCUUUAAUGAAGAGCGUGAGGGGAGCAGUGAGGAGAUAGAGGUAAAGGAAGAGGAUGAGGAAGAAGAGAGCAAAUCUCUUCAGCUGCAUAGAAAUCAAGAGCAUGCAGGAGAAGAAGAGCAGGAAGCUAGAGACAGAAGCCCCAACAUAGGAGAAGCAGGUGAUGAAGAGGAGUGUGUGAUCAUUGAGGCAUCUUGCACAAAGAAGGCUAAAUCUGUUGAAACAAAUGACCUUUCCAAUUAUGAGCAUAUAGUAGCCAACUCUCUACUGCACCUCAGCAGCCACAAUAACCAUACCACAUCACCUCAAAAACAAGAACAAAAACAGCAACAACAUUCUGUGGCCAUAGAGGAAAAUAUGGAUAGAUCAACCAUACCAGAAGAGGAGGAAAACAGAGAGGAAAAGAGCACUGGGAAGAAAUGUGAAUGCCAAAUAUCAUCCACUGUGAAUGGACUGAAUGAGAAACUAAAGGACGAAAUGGUGAAGGAGGAAGUGAAUGGAAGGAAGGAAGAGUCAGACCACCAGUAUUUCACAGAGGAAAUCAGUAAACAGCUUUCAGAGAAUGACAAGAAGCCACAGGGAGAGAAAAUCUGGAAGGAAGAGUAUGACAAUGAUAAAGAAGUAAAAGAUCAAAAGUUGGACAAGUACAGCCACACUGACCCCUAUGUAAAUCAUGCAACUCAGGGCUCCCAAAAGGAGGACUACAGUACCCACAAACCCCUCUCACCACAGAGUUGUAUAUCCAGCCAGGUCCCAGCAGCUCCAAUGAUCAUCGAAGUGCGGUCUGAGGAAUCAGAGAAGGAUGAAGAAAACGGGGAUGAUGAAGAGGAGGAACCGUCAGUGAUGGCUGAAGAGUCAGAAAUGUAUGACAUGAUGCGGGGAAACCUGAGACUUUUAGAGCAGGCUAUCGCUCUCAAAGCCCAGCAGGUCAAAGGUAACAGAGAGUUCACAGCCAUCUCUGAGCAUCAUCGAUACUUCCCUCUAGAUGAUCGACCCACCAAACACAUGGAGCUGCUGCGCAAGAGUUACUAUUGCAAAGAAAGUUCAAGGUCAGAGAAAAGAGAGGUCAAAUGCCCCACCCCAGGCUGUGAUGGCACCGGUCACGUAACCGGACUGUACCCUCACCACCGCAGUUUGUCUGGCUGUCCUCACAAAGACAGGAUCCCCCCAGAGAUCUUAGCCAUGCAUGAGAAUGUUCUGAAGUGCCCUACGCCUGGUUGCACAGGACAAGGCCACGUCAACAGUAACCGCAACACACACCGCAGUUUAUCUGGAUGUCCAAUCGCUGCUGCUGAGAAGCUGUCCAAGAGCCACGACAAGCAGCAGCUGUUGCAGCCACAGACAGAACAGCCCAAAAGCAGCCCGAACACAGAGAGAGUGCUCAGACCCAUGUGCUUUGUGAAGCAGCUUGAGAUGCCACAGUGUGGCAGCUAUAGGGCAGCCAGCAUGGUUCCAAACACACCCCGUGCUAACCUGGCAAAAGAGCUGGAGAAGUACUCUAAGGUCUCCUUUGAUUAUGCAAGCUUUGAUGUGCAGGUAUUCGGCAAGCGUGUACUUGCCCCACAGAUACACACCAGUGAAAACUCACCCAAAGCUUUCAAAACCAAACCUCCAUUCCCCAGGACUUCCCCCCCUAGUCCCAGCAUGCAAAGCACCUAUGGAAAGAGUUCAUGUGGAGCCCAUGAUUACUCCCAUGAUGCUGAGGCUGCACACAUGGCCGCCACAGCCAUUUUAAACCUGUCUACAAGGUGCUGGGAAAAACCUGAGAACCUCAGUACCAAACACCAAGAUAAGAACCUGGAGAUUGAGGUGGAUGAAAAUGGCACUCUAGAUUUAAGUAUGAAGAAGCCCAUAAACAAAGAGGGAGGCCCAUUGAGCACAAGCCCAGGCAUGCGCUCCCCUGCCCUCUCUUCAUCAUCCUCAUCAUCCGGGCGCCAUGGCAACACGGCCAUCUCACCCCACUUACAGGCCUACAAGCAGGAGGAGUGGGAGGGGCCUCUGGAUUAUACCAAACCAAAUCGGCAAAGGGAGGAGGAGCUAGAGGAGAUGGAACAUACAGCCCACUCUUUUGUCUCCUCUGAUGCUGAGGACUGUGAUAUGGCUCAGGAGUGCUUAGAGGACAGGAAGUAUCCUGGUGAGGUCACAUCCCCCAGCUUCAAAGUCAAGUUCCAGCCCAGGGAGUGCAAGAAAGAGCUCCUAAUGUGUCCCACUCCUGGCUGUGAUGGCAGUGGCCACAUAACCGGAAACUAUGCAUCACAUCGAAGUCUGUCUGGGUGCCCUCUUGCUGAUAAGAGUCUUCGCUCCCUCAUGGCAGCACAUGCAACUGAACUCAAGUGCCCAACGCCAGGAUGUGAUGGUUCUGGCCACAUCACUGGUAACUACGCUUCACAUCGAAGUUUGUCUGGGUGUCCUCGUGCCAAGAAAGGUGGAAUCAAAACAACACCUACCAAGGAAGACAAAGAAGACUCUGAACUCUUAAAGUGCCCAGUACCAGGCUGUGACAGUCUGGGUCAUAUCAGUGGGAAGUAUGCCACCCACCGCAGUGCAUAUGGGUGCCCACUGGCUGCACGGCGCCAAAAAGAAGGCAUGCUGAAUGGCACACCUUUCUCCUGGAAGGCCUUCAAGACGGAGGGGCCCACCUGCCCCACACCAGGCUGUGAUGGAUCUGGCCAUGCCAACGGCAGCUUCCUUACUCAUCGCAGUCUCUCCGGCUGUCCUCGUUCCUCACUGGCUAAGAAAAAAGCCAAGUUUCCUGGGGAGGAAUAUAUAAAUACCAAGUUUAAGGCCAGUGAUGUGCUAGAUAAUGAUGAAGACGUUAAGCAACUCAACAAAGAAAUCAGUGACCUCAGUGAGUCCAACAACGAAAUGGAAGCUGAUAUGGUCAACCUUCAAACACAGAUAACAUCCAUGGAGAGGAACCUAAAAAACAUUGAGCAGGAAAAUAAGAUCAUUGAGGAGCAGAAUGAAGCACUGUUUAUGGAGCUGUCAGGACUCAGUCAAGCUUUGAUACGCAGCUUGGCCAAUAUCCGUCUGCCCCAUAUGCAGGAACCAAUCACAGAGCAGAAUUUUGAAAACUAUGUGAGUACGCUGACUGACAUGUACACCAAUAAAGACUGCUACCAGAACCCUGAGAACAAGGCACUGCUCGAGACCAUCAACCAGGCAGUGAAAGGCAUUAAAGUGUGACCCUGAGGCAUCGCUCACUAGAGGCAUAGAAGAAGAACGAUGUGUGUAGAAGCAAAGAAAGUAUGUGCAACUGGUACACACAAAAAUGGGCAUUCAGGUGUUUUUAAUUAACAAUGGCCUUUAUCCCAGGGAGCAUUCUGUGACAAGAGAAAAAAAGAAAUAUGUAUAUAAGUUCCAAAUUCCACAAACGCUGCUGGAUUGAAAGCAGAGGACGAGAAGAUCACAACCAAAUCCUCUUGUUUGGCCAGAGGGGGAAAAAAGAGAAGCUUGUUUUUGUUUAUUUUAACCACACAAUAAAAGGAGUGUUUUGCAUGUCUUUGAGAAUGCAGCUGAGGAUGAAGAAGAGAAUGUGUACUUCAGCGUUCACAAGAGCCAAAUCAUUUGGAUGGAAUUAUCUUUGUAUUGUGUAUGGGAGACCACUGGCCCUUUAUCACAGGACAUGCAGCACUUCCUGUAGUGAAUCAGCACAGCUUCAGGUCAUUGAGGCCCAUUGUACCUGUUUCUCCACAAGCUCCUGUGCACAUUCUGGUCAUAGAAAGAACACAAUGUGGGUCUUUAAGCUGUGUGAUAUUCAUGUCAGACACCAUCUGGUUAACUCUACAGUGUAACCGUCAAACCACAUGCCUCCAAAUUUCAGCCAUUAUAUUUAUAAAUAUAUAUUUUAUUAUUAGUUCUAGAGAAAUGUUUAGGUUUUAGAUUGCCGGAGCACUAGUACAUUCUCAUUCAUUUGCAUUAUUUAUGCUAGAGUAAUAUAAUGUAUUGCUACUCAGUUAAAUCCACUCAUAUCUGUUCUAUUUAUUAACAAUGAAUUGCACUUCUAUUCAUUUAACAGUUUCUAGGGUUCAUUGUCAAUGUUUUAUAAAUUAUUCAGACAGUAAUUUAUGUUAUGUAUUCCUCUCUUAAUAUAUGUAACAGUCAUUUAUUUAUGUAUUGAUAUGUUUUUCUAUUGUUUUUUAUUUUGUUUUUUUCUUUAUUUUUUAUUUAUUUGAACUCACCUCCUGCAUUGAAAAAAAACAAGUAUGAAACAAUGCACCCUACCCCGUUCCAUUUCGAAAUGAACGCAAAUAUAAAAUAAGAAAAACUUUGAAAACUAUUUUCCAUUUUUUAUAUCUGAUUUUCUUUUGAGAAUAGAUUUUUAAAACUUUUUUUAAGUGAAAAUAUUUUCAACUGACAAGGUUUUUUAUAAUUAAAUAAGGCUGUCAUUUUUUUUCCAUUAUAGAUAUUUUUUUUUUCCACAAAACCUGAGAGAUCCAAAACCUUAUGGAGAAGUAUAAUGUGUAUUUAUUAUUUAUUUUAUAUUUAUGAACUAAUGAACUGUGAUAUGAUUGUACUGUAUAUUUAUUUUGUAAUGUUUCUGUGUGUUCAUUAUAAGAGAGUCUUAGUAGUCUCAUACUUAAAUAAAGACAGAAGUCACACUUGGACAAAAAAGGUUCUUUAAAUGCCAGCAAAUCUUCCGAUGGGAAUGUAAAGACAAAAAAGCAAUUCUUUAAAACUCAGAGCUUCCUAAAACAUGAAAAGGAAGUAUUGUAAAAGGAAAUACAAUUUUCUGGAAUCGCUUUUACUGAGUUUUACCACUUCAGGGUCAUGGUUCUACCUAUGAUGCAUGGUCUGUCCAGGAUGGUUCUUAAAUGAUGACAGCUGAUAAUGUUUUUGCUCUCAGUUCGUCUGUAUGUUUAGGCAAUGAGAUAUAUGUUGAAAGAAUAUGGAAAGAGUGGUAUGUGUUGGUAAAAGUUGGUCAAACAUUAAUAGAAAUCUUUGAACCACAAUGUCUUCACUCAGCUAGCAUCAGAUGAGCAUACACCCACGUAGCCUUAUUCUUGAUUUUAUUUAUUUAUUUAUUUUCUAAAAUGCAAAAAGUGCCACUAACCAAUACGUUUUUUUUCUUGACUCCUCCCAUUCGGAAACCACACGAUUCUUGAAUCACAUGAUGUAAGAAGUGUGGUAAUUGUUACCGUUGCCUUUAUUUCCUUGCCACUAUGGCCAUAAUUACACUAUAUAUACAUUCUGUAUAAAAAAAAGACAAAACAAUUAUAUAGAGAAUAUAAAAAACAUACAUAUAUUUUUCCAGUGUAAUUGUUAACACUCUUAUUGUAGCUUAUAAAAGAAAUAUCUUUUGAAAAAAAAACUGUGAUUAUUACUACCAAUAGGCGAAAAAAAAAAACGCUAAUGAACCAUUUUACUGUGGUGGCAAGAUACAAUGUGUUUUAUAAUUUACAUAGGUAAAUUUUUAAAUCUAAAAAUGUUGGGGUUGUUUGUAAAAUUUCCUAUUUUUUGAGGUGUAUUAGGUCCAUGGUUGUUGGGCUUCUCUUUGUAUGUCAUGCUCAUGGGACAGUGGUGUAAUGGUAGUCAAUUCUUUACCCAUCUUGGCGUUACAUUAGGUCUGUAUCUGUGAAGACUCAUCAUAGUGUGCUAAAAAGGUGGUGGUCCUUCUCUUAGUAUUGUGUGGUGUUGUGUCAGGUCUGGUGGGAGCAGCUUUGUUUAGCUAUUUAUCUCCAAUGCUAAAUGUGAUAAAAAAUAAAAUAAAAUAGAAAGCAGCGUGAUUGUUGUUAGCGAGUUGUGAAAUGAACAUUGUGCCUCCUUAUAUGACCGGAAUUUUUAUGUCUCCACCUAUAUGCAGUAGACAUAGGCAUGUUGUUCAUUAGGUGUUAUAAUGGUGACAUUACGCAAAGAUGGUGUGUGUUCUUUUCAAAUAGUUACCAGUAUUACCAGUUGAAAACCUUUUAACCAAAACGUUUGAAAUGGAAACGGAAGAUUCAUUUUAGCUAAUGGACAUCUAUCCAUCACGCCAAAAAGAAUUGGCUAAACGAAAAAUGUCUGUGUCUUUUAUCUUUGUUGAUGUCCAGUGCAAUUCUGUCUAUGAUGUGUAUGAUUCACUUAAACUCAUUUAUUGAGGAUCUGUUUCAACAGGCUUCAAUUUGAGCAUUUAGAAGGGUGAGGUCAUCAAGUCAGAGCAGCUAAUAUAAACCGUUUGGAUCGAGCCCUGAAUCAGAACUGAAUAUAAAGAGAAAAAAAAACAAGGUCGAGCUUAAGCAUUUUUAUUUGUCAUUGAUAUGCUGCUCGACUUCUCUCACUCUUGCACUGAGAAAAUGGAAGAGAUGUCGGUUGCAUAAAUUUAUGUCCAUACUGUAUAAUGUCCCUGGCCUUAUUCUCUCCUUCUCUGUAACCUUUCCCUAGGAACAGUGUGGCAUUGCAUUUAAAUAUGAAACUGCUCACUACUGUUUUGCUUUACCAGAAUAUUAGGAGAACUUGGGGAAUUAAGGUACUCUUGUAAUCCUUUUUGCUGUAGUACCAGCUCAUCCUUAAGGGCCAGAAGUGAAGCUUAAUAAUCCCAGUGCUAGAAUUCCUGAUACACUUUUUCAAUAAUAAACCACUUUCAUUUGAAUAUGUUAACUUGUGAUAAAAAAAAUUAAAAAAAAUCGUAAGAACUGGCAUAUAAGAUUGUCAUGCAUUAGGAUAGGAAAAUCUAGCCCUAAGAAUUUAAUGUUAUGUAAUAGGAUUACAACAGACAUACCAUAAACAUGUAUGAUUUAAUAUACAUGACAUGCUGUUUAAUUCAACAUGGUUCCAUAUUUGCAAAUUCACAAAUAAUAUUUUAUUAGAAAUAAGUCAGUCUUUUCUUACCGUUCACAAAAACAGUAAUGUAACCAGCUUUCUACAUGUUUUAUUCUUUAUGAAUGGUGAAUUUGAUAGAGUUUCAUAAUGUAGCCUGUUUUCUGAAACAUUAAGCCAUCUUGUUAAGCCAAGUGUAGCACUAUAAUUGCAUCUCCCUGUUAAAAGCUCAGAAUGACCUGGAUAACAGAAAGAUUGAGUUUUGUACAUGAGAAACAGAAACUAUUUCAAACUAAACACUUCAUGUAAGAUUUAAAAAAAAAUGGAUUAGAGUAAAAUAAAAUAGCCAUGAUGUCCAUGGUCAUGACCUGAAAGACAACACCUGGGUUCUAAACACAUACUGAGUAGUAAGACAUGCUUGAUAAAAUGAUUAAGCUGAUGUAACCAAAAUGGCCCUCGAUUUGUAGGCGCCAUCUUAUCCUACAGCUCUGUGGUGUUCUCGUCUGUGCCUUUUCUUACUUCACUUAGCUGCAGGAAAAGGUGUGUUUACAUUUUGAAUAAUACGUUUAAUUAACACUCAGGGUGCCAUUUUUUUUCAGGGUCUGAGAGGGAUUGGAGACAUUAGUACUGCAUGUUUCUUCAAACUGUUACCAUUUAUAUCUUGUUUUUUGUUUUUACAUGAAAAAAAUAACAAUGUCUAAGAAAGAAAAUCUUCCCAAGAACAUUGCAGAAACUGUGACACAAAUUCCUGCUGUUAAUUGCACGGCUGGUUAUUUAGGGUAUUGAGGGAAUUGUAAAAGGUAAAAAAGGCAACUGUGCACAGGGCAUUGUUUUAAUCGCAGUAGAAGUCUGUACAUUUGUAAUAAAGGAACAGUGUUGUAUUACUGAAACAAACCCCCCCUCCAAAAAAAAAAAAGUAAUAGCUUGUGACAUUAUCUACAGCCAAAGCUUGUCCUGCUGAGUCCUUUUUACAGAGAUAAAGUAUUUUUGCUGGUGAUUUUGUAGACGUUGGUACUUCCAAAAAAUAAUAAUAAUAAGCACUUCCUCACAUAUAGAUUGUAUAGAUUUUCAUCUGAUUUCUUUGUGAACAUGUUUUGUAGAGUGGGACAGGCUAUGGCUGUGGCACUUUCACAGCUUCAUUUGGAAAGUGUGUAGCUGGAUUUGGAUUGUGACCGUGUUUGUGUACUGUUGUAUCUGUGCUCCCCCAAUAUUAGUGUUACAGGAACAGCAAUGUCUUUUUGUUGUGGAAACAUCUUUCAUUUGUUCAUUUCAGUGUUAUCUAUGGACAACUUCGAAAUAAAGUGGACAA